Molecule: messenger RNA, 4571 nt
Organism: Hermetia illucens (black soldier fly)
Lineage: Eukaryota; Metazoa; Arthropoda; Insecta; Diptera; Stratiomyidae
Exons: 8
Coding region: 656-3331 (891 amino acids)
Source: RefSeq, a predicted model, not a curated record
UGACCUGGUAGAUUUAGGCAAAUGGUUGUCGUAGUUGUUUAUUCCAGUGGAAAAGGAUUCGCUUCAUUCGCAGUAGAAAUUUAGGAAUAUUUUAGACCAAACGAACGUUGGAGGUCGCUAUUGAAGGAUGCCGAUUCCAAUCGGUUGUGAAAGACUUGAAACGUUCGUGUAAAUGAAAGGAGUCCAGACAUGGAGCUUGUUGAAGGCCGACGAGAUGAGUUUAGCUUCGGCUGGCUACUGUCGGCUACAGCCCCAACAUCCUUCCUAGACGCUGAACAUCCUAUUCAGUGUAUUCCGAGCUUUAGUGUGUUUUACAAGCUUUUCUGCGCUACUCCGAAUCGUGUGCUACAAUCAUAUUUUUUCUGUUAGAAGAGUUCUAAGGGCAAGAGAAGUGUGACCAAGAAAAUCAAGAAGAAAAGUAUAAUAAGCAGAAAAUCAAUAUUUUCCAUUAGUGAAAGAAUAGUGUUAAAGUGUUUGGUUCAAGUGUGAAAAUCUUAGCCGGUGUCUGAGUGGAUUCAGUCUGCUGCGUAAAUAACAAUCAAGGAAAACAGUCCCGGGGCGCUUCAUCGCUUGGAAAGUCACCCCAGAGAGUUAGAGAUACUUUCCGCAUGGCUGAGUCGGAAUCAAUAUUUGGCAGCAGAAGGGAGGACACGAGAUGGACGAAAAUAACGGAGCAACUGGCGGUACCAAUAGAUGGGGUGUUUGCCCAAUGGAAAAUCUCACCACAACAAUUCAAUCAAUAGAUACAGUACGCACCUUGCACCAAACUAUCGUUGCACUUAGGACAGCACUUGAAGACGCUAAACUUGAAAUACAAAGGCUUAGAAACCAACUCACAGCACAAUCUGAAAUAAAAGAAAGUGCCAAAUUUCAAGAAAAAGUCAUUGAAACAAGCUUACCUGAGAAGCAAGCAAUUCCCGAGGUUUCACUGGAACAUGUCCCAUCACCAGCCACAACGGUUGAGACAAUAAAGGAAGAAAAGAUAGAAGAGGAGGAACAGGAAGUUUCGGAAACCAAAAGUAUCUCUAUUAUUGAAAGACGAGAUAUUGUGGAGGAAGUUGAAACUUUCCAGCAUUUAGAACUUCCAAAGGACUCGAAUAUACCACCGAUAUCUUCCAAUUUCACUACAGAAAGCAGGAGUCGUCGGAAAUUAUCCUUUAUUCCAGAUAUUCGAGUUACAGCAAGACGCAAAAUGGCUUCAAAAAUCGAUGUUAAGAUUAAGGUUCUAUCGAAUGUAAAAGUUCACGGUGCAAGUACAGACACCAGCUCUAGCAGUCAGCCGAGCUCGGCAAGAAGUCUCAAGGACGAGAUGUCGUUACCCAAGGACAGCGAGGAAGGUGCUACUCAGCUGCUUUCUACAGAAGGUUUGAAAAAGGAUGACCAUUCCCCCUCUGGCAGCGACAACUCAGUAUUCUUCGAAGAUAAACCUCCAAUUGAAUCCGCUACUAUCGACGGAAAAACGUCCAUACGACCCCAUGACUCUAAGGAAGAAGUAGACGAUAUUGAGCUAAUCUUCUCAUCUGAUGAAAAUCGCGAACCAAUACAAGAAGAUUUAGUCUCGAUAUCGGAGUAUGAUCCGUGGCAACCCCCAGGUGCAUCAGGUACACCAGUCCUGGUCAAAUUUUCAUCAUUACAUUCUGAGUCAGAAGAAGGUGCUUCAUCAUUAGCGAAAAAGAUUCCAGCCUCUACUAGUCAUGAUGCAGUUUACACUGCAAAUAUAGCACAGCAAAAGAGCUUAGAGAGUUCGGAGAGUACGGACGGUCCACGCAGCACGAAAUCUUCCAGUUUGGAACGGGAGACUAGCGGCGAUCACAAGGACGAUUCACAUUCAAUCGGUAGAGACGAGAGUAUGGACUUUUUUGACCAUAAAGAUUCAUCUUUCGGGCGAAAGUGGACGAAUUAUAAUGUGAUUGUGGAAACGGAUAUAUCAAAAUGUGGUAUCAUUGAGGAAACGACAUUUGAGAUGUAUAGAAGGAAUACAUGCCCUAAUCCGCCAGCUUAUAGACCACUCAUGCAAGCUGACACCAUAACCACAAGUCGUCAUGUACCUGUUAUUGGAUCUAAAUAUCGUCGUGGUGGAAGGCAGGCUGGCGGUGGGCAAGGAACCCCAACGCAGUCACCCAGGGCUGGUGGUGUAGCGGGGACCAAACGUAGUAGUGCUGCCCAAACUGAAAUAACAGCACUCCCAGAUCACUGGAAAUCGGAGAGUCAAUUAGCCGAUAGUCGAUUCCAUGCUGGUGGUCCAUUUACGCUCCCAUCAAAAUUCACUCCAUCUGUCGCAACCACUGGGUGUCACAGGCAUAUUAUAAGGAACUCUGAUCGAACUCAAGAAGCAAGACGUGUGCUACUUAGCGACAUAAACUUCACGAGUAUGGUUCCGGAAUUAUCACGAUCUGCAGACCAUUUAUGUGCCGAAAAAGGAACCCAAAGCGCAAGCAAGCCAUCAAAUCGUUACUAUAAAGGAAAUCAUCUGAAAACACCAGACUAUGCCUUGAAGGGGAUGACCCCAAGUGCAAGUAUGACUUCGCCUGGAGUUUCACAGUGGACUGUCAACGAGAAUAGCUUGGGGACGCAGACAACCCAAACUGCAGAAUCAUGGGGCAAACGUGGUGAUUCUCUUGAUUCAUGUCGCAGCUACUCAGUGGAAUCGAGAUUUAGUGGACUAGAUCGAUCACAUCGGUCACGAAGCGUACCGUCAAUUCGUUGUGCCGUUUGUAAAUUAGCUCAUGGAAUUCGUACGUCGGAAAGUAUGAAUUAUACGCCACGGGUUACAUUUCAAGAACCUGCUUGUAAAAUCCGAGGGUCAUUACCGGAUCUUCGACAUCAUUGCGUUUGCUCAAAACGUUACCCAGGACGCUCAAUUUUUACAAUUUACGGCGAUUCAAGUGGAUCAACCGAAAGCCUUCUUGAUGAGGCUGAUGCUUUCGUCAGAAACUCCAUGGAAAAUGCAUAUCUAUCGGAGGAUGUUACGGCCAAAAAGCCAAACCUUAGAAGAAUGUCGGAAACUGACAUCCAAAGAGAUUAUACACCGUCAAGGCAGUCAUUACCCUUCCUGCCAAGAACUGCCAAAUGCUUGAAACCAGGACACUUAGCUAAAGUGAUAGCAAAAAACGGAAGAGUAGUAGUUGGAAGAGUUCGCUAUGUUGGUCCGAUAGCUACGGUAGAUAAAGACGGAAGCGCAGUAAUUGAUGAUCUUUAUGUUGGCGUUCAGCUGCAGAGCAAAUGUGGUGACUGUGAUGGAACUUUUGAGGGUAGAAAAUUUUUUGAUUGUGAACCAUUGCAAGGCCUAUUCGUACCUUUCAAAAAAGUGGUAAUGGCCUGGACGGGAUAAACGAACCGUGGGGCCACAUCUUAAAGUGUAUAUACCCGUAUUCCAAAAUAUUUAGCAUUUACAUAAGAUUAGACUUAAAGGAUACAUAAGACAUUGGAGAUAUUCUAAAAGCGUCCCGAGAAAAUAUAUUUUCUUAGCGCUCAUAACUACUCUAACCAAAUUAUGUGUGUGUUUCCAAAAGGUCUUUCUCCAAUGUUAGUAUAAAAUAUGGUUAUGGAACUAAAAGCAACAAUGCAAUGGAAUUAGGGACGAUUUCGAAAUGUAUUUCGACAAAAAAUAAACUAAUUAUGAACACCAAAGGACCACCAAAACUUAGAAAUGCGAAUUUAGAGAGACCAUGGAACAUCCCUCUCCUGAUUUCUAAUGGAUGCAACAUCAACCAUAUCUUCUACAACAGUCUUACAUUUUUUAGAAAUAUUUUUACUAGAGAAAAAAUCAAUACAUUUCAAAAUCGUACCGGGAAAGUCUACAGUAACUUUUUGGACAAUUAUAUCUAAAGUUAAAAAGUUUAUAUGUGGAUUUUGUGUGAAAUAAUCAAAAUAAAAGAAAAAGCUUGAGGAGUUGAUAUAAUAUUUUUAUUUCUAUCUUUGGAAAUAAAAUUUAUUGUAAGCUUGUCCGAAGGCCAGACACAAAAACCAGAAAAUGUUCGUUGAAAAUUGAUGUUCUGUGUUAUACAAAAAAAUAGUAAUUUUAAGGAAGUAUUUUAGAUGAAUAUUGAAUGUCCACGGAAUCUUCAUCAGUGAAAUAGUAAAAAACAUGAAAUCAGCCACUGCAUGGAGAACUGGGAAUCCUACAAGACACGGGGAAACCCAGUCUAAGUCAUUCUGACCACAUAACAGUUCAUAUACCACUUUAGAUACUUCUUAAAAAACACUAUCUAGUCAAGUACCUGUAAUUUCAAUGAAGGACCCAAGAAACUGCAUCGCAGCCUAAAGAUCAUGUUUUUUCUUCAGAGUAACGGUCACAUUGAAUGCUACCGGAAUUAAAAAUAUUUCUGAAACAAAUUGUUGUAAAUAGUAUAAUUGUAAAAUGUGUAACAUGAUGUUGACUUCUCCACAGUUAGCUGGUAUCCUACUGAAUAGCAUCCAAGGUAUGUUAGCAUGUAUAACAAAAAAGGCAAAACAACACUUUAUUAGGAAAUGAAAUGUCGAUAGUAAAAUAAGUGAAGAAUUCACCAAAAGUAGCAUAUAGUUGGCUAUGUAUGUGUGAUAAACUGUAAUUAAAAAAGUAUAAAUUGAAA